AAGAGAGGCUGCAUUCUCAGACUGACACUUAUUCAACACUGCCACCGUAAGCAGAUUACUUUUGCGCUGCCUGUGUCAAAUACGUAGUUCACUUUGCCUCUCCAUCAUGUUUAGGAUGCUGAAACACCACCUUCACCCGGGCAUGUUUCUCUUGUUCCUAUGGCUUUGUCACCUCAUGGAACAUCAAAAAGUUCAAGCUGGGAACUGCUGGUUGCAGCAGGGGAAGAACGGGAGGUGCCAGGUGCUCUACAUGCCCGGGAUGAGCAGGGAGGAGUGCUGUCGGAGCGGAAGACUGGGGACGUCCUGGACCGAGGAGGACGUCCCCAACAGCACGCUCUUUAGGUGGAUGAUCUUCAAUGGCGGAGCCCCGAAUUGCAUACCUUGCAAAGGUGGAGAAACCUGCGAUAAUGUUGACUGCGGGCCCGGGAAGAGGUGCAAGAUGAACAGAAGGAGUAAGCCGCGCUGCGUGUGCGCACCAGACUGCUCCAACAUCACCUGGAAGGGACCGGUCUGUGGCUCAGAUGGAAAGACCUACAAAGACGAAUGCGCACUGCUGAAGGCUAAAUGCAAAGGCCACCCCGACCUGGACGUGCAGUACCAGGGAAAGUGCAAGAAAACGUGCCGUGACGUCUUGUGCCCUGGCAGCUCGACAUGCGUUGUGGACCAGACAAAUAACGCAUAUUGUGUGACGUGUAAUCGGAUUUGCCCCGAGGUGACGUCGCCUGAGCAGUACCUGUGUGGAAACGACGGGAUCGUCUAUGCCAGCGCAUGUCACCUGAGAAGAGCCACAUGUCUCCUCGGCAGAUCUAUUGGAGUGGCAUAUGAGGGAAAAUGCAUCAAGGCCAAGUCGUGUGAGGACAUCCAGUGCAGCGUGGGGAAGAAGUGUCUGUGGGAUGCUCGGAUGAGCCGGGGCCGCUGCUCACUGUGUGAUGAGACCUGUCCGGAGAGCAGGACAGAUGAGGCGGUGUGUGCCAGUGACAACACCACAUAUCCCAGUGAAUGUGCCAUGAAGCAAGCUGCUUGUUCUUUGGGGGUGCUGCUGGAAGUCAAGCACUCGGGAUCUUGCAACUCCAUUACAGAAGACCAGGAGGAGGAUGAGGAAGAUGAGGACUCAGACUACAUGGCCUAUGUCCAUAUAUCUUCUAUACUGGAUGGAUAGGCGCUCAUCACUAGGGGAACAGUCCUAGGGCAAGGAAUCAUGUCCAUACUGUACAUUAUGUGUAUGCUUAUUUAUUUUUUAAAGAAAAAGGAAGUAUACAUAUAGUUCAGUCUGUUAGAUGUUUAUUUAUACUUUUUUUGUGUUUUAUAAUUUAUACAUUUACAAUGUCAGGCUUACUAUCUACCAUGAUAUAUUGUGUUACCACUCAUUUCCCCCCUUUUUGUUGUUGUCUCUUUUACUUUCUUUUUUUUUAUCAUGAAGAAAUAUAUUUGUCCAAAGAGAAGCAGUGUUAUUUAUUUGUCAUAUUACCGUGUAAGUAUAAGUCCUCUACAAGCUGUAAAUUGCAUUCCCUGAGCUGUAAAAAUCUGCUUGUUUCUGUCAAAUCUCUAUCACAGAUGUUUAUGUCACAUAUACGUAAAUGCAUGUUUAGGCUGUGUGUUUAUUUAUUGGGAAUAUAUCAAUCAUUUUAUGUACAGAAGUGUUUCUGGUUUGUUUACAACUCAUAAUAACUGACCAAAGGGAUUCUCUCAAUGGUUUUGCAAAAGAGCAUUGUAAAAGUUGCAACACAGCAGUGAUGAAAUGGAAGAGAAAAAAAAGAGCCAUUUGUUUUUCUUUUCUUGUUUUUUUUUUGGUUCCUCUUCAGUUUUAGCCCUUUAGAUUUGAUUCCACAUGGAGACGACAACAUUAGAAAUUAUUCAAUAGUGUUUAUUUUUUGUCUCACCACAUUAGAGCAGAAGUAAGUUUUGGACGAUACUUGAUUAUUUUGGAAACAAUGUGCCAUUAACAUUUGUGUGCUGUCUUCUUGCCAAUGUGCUCCAUAUUGCUCUCGCAGAGCUACAAUAGGACUAACGUACUGCCGUACUCGACACUAUAUCAGUCUUCAUCACUUUGUUUCUUUUUUUUUGUUUUUUCUUCUCAGAAUGCAUUUUUAUUUUCAAACAUCACAAGAGAAAUACAAAAUUCUGUUAUGAAUAUAUAGUUUUGUAUUUUUUAUGUAAAUGUCAUAUGUACAUACAAAGUUUGAUGGUAUUUGUACAGAUAUGAAGAGUGAAACAAUAAAAGUUUUUUUCCUUAUA
Molecule: messenger RNA, 2235 nt
Organism: Dicentrarchus labrax (European seabass)
Lineage: Eukaryota; Metazoa; Chordata; Actinopteri; Moronidae
Gene: fsta
Product: follistatin a
Exons: 6
Coding region: 107-1159 (350 amino acids)
Biological process (GO): negative regulation of activin receptor signaling pathway; cell differentiation; multicellular organism development
Molecular function (GO): protein binding; activin binding
Source: RefSeq, a predicted model, not a curated record